Molecule: messenger RNA, 2237 nt
Organism: Oncorhynchus mykiss (rainbow trout)
Lineage: Eukaryota; Metazoa; Chordata; Actinopteri; Salmoniformes; Salmonidae
Gene: sh3bp5a
Product: SH3-domain binding protein 5a (BTK-associated)
Biological process (GO): intracellular signal transduction
Cellular component (GO): cytoplasm
Molecular function (GO): protein kinase inhibitor activity
Source: RefSeq, a predicted model, not a curated record
UAACCCUAACCUUAACCACACUGCUAAUGUUAUGCCCAAAGCUAACAUUAAAUUAAGACCAAAAAUCACAUUUUUGUUUCACGAAUUUUUACGAUAUAUCCAAUUAUUACUUUUUGGCUUUGGUAACUAGUGGAAACCCUCUAACUCACUCACACGGUCAGUAUCUGUCGGGGAGAGUCGCUUUUAGCAGAACCGACUGUUGUGUCUGUGGGAUUCAUUUCAAUGAUGAGCUACAGACAGACACGCUUUCCUGCAUCUCCCAUUCUCUAUCUAACUGCAGUAUAUUCGUGUAUUUGCAAGCUUGCUGUGGAUUCUAUCAUACUGUUGAGUCUUCUACGGGUGUAGUCAGAACUAAACUAGCCGCUGAAGUCUCAUCUCGGCGGAGGUCGCAUUUUGUAUAGCACCCUGGUUCAAAUAACCCCCCAAAAAACAAAGAAAUAUGGAGAAGUUGGAAAAUGGAAACAGAUCAGAGGAAAAGUGUGAAUCUCACGAGGGGGAAGAGUUGGACCCCAGGAUCCAGGGGGAGUUGGAGAAGUUGAACCAGUCUACAGAUGACAUCAACCGCUGGGAGACAGAGCUGGAGGACUGUCGCCAGAGGUUCCGUGCGGUGCUGGUAGAAGCCACAGUGAAGCUGGAUGAGCAGGUGAAGAGAAUCGGCAGAGCUGUAGAAGACUCCAAACCUUACUGGGAGGCCAGGAGAGUGGCUAGACAGGCCCAGCUGGAGGCCCAGAGGGCGACGGGGGAGUUUCAGAGGGCGGUGGAGAUCCUGGGGGCGGCUAAAGAGACCAUCGCCCUGGCAGAGGAGAGACUCCUGGAGGAGGACAGCAGACAGUUUGAUUCAGCCUGGCAGGAGAUGCUCAACCACGCCACCAACAGGGUGAUGGAGGCGGAGACGGCGAGGACUCGUAGCGAAUUAGAGCACAGAAAGACGGCGAACCACUAUAACGCCUGCAUCAGUCAUAUGAGACAGCUGGAGAAGAAACUAAAACGCGCCAUCAACAAGUCCAGGCCAUAUUUUGAACUGAAGGCAAAAUACUACCUACAACUUGAGCAACUAAGACGACAUGUAGACAAGUUUCAGGCCAAGCUGACCGUUGCCAAGGCAGACUACCGCACAACGCUGCAUAACCUAGAGACCAUCUCCGAGGAGAUCCACUCCCGGCGACACUCCAUCACCAUGGGAACCAGAGGGAGGGGCGUGGGGGCUGAGGGGGAGGGGGGAAAUGAGGACAUCACCAACUUCAAGAUGGAGUCAGACGGACUGUCCUUGGCAUCUGUGACGUUUGAUGAAGGCGAUAACAGGGGUGGAUCAGAGGAAGAGACAAAAACACACUCCACUUCCGCUCCCCUCGAUAUGCCCUCCUCUUCUCUCCAUGCCUACCCCUCCACCCCUCUGGACCUGCCCUCCUCCUCAUUCUCCACCCCCUCUGCCUACCUCUCCCCCUGCCCAUCCCUUAUGUCCUCGUCCUGUCCCAGUGCCAUGGAGGGACACAGUCCUGGCGGCUGGCUAAGCCCAGAGUGGAGGUGUGGUUCUCCUCUCCUCGGUCCCCGCUCCCAGUGCAGUGGAGCCUCCUCCCCAGACUGCGACCAGGAAAGAGGGGACAGAGCAGAGGGCGCGGAGCAGAAGUUGGAGGCAGGUCUAAGUAAGCUGACCCUAACAAUAACACACCCACUGCAUCCUGGGAACGACGACUCCAAGGAUGACCCCAAGACGACCUCCAGCUCCGCCACUACAACACAUAUUCCCAACCUUACCAUCCUCCAGACCAACAGCGCCUAACGGACAGACAACUUCACCUCUUACCCUUGACCCUUGACUCAUGACCUUUAAGCCUAAACUCUAACUGAGCGUUUCUAUGAACUUCAGUAACAUUACAAUGUGUUUUAUUCACUCCAGGGACAAAUCUGAAAUCACACCCUAUUCCAUGCAUAGGAAAUAUGGAAUAUUGGCAAUAGGGUGCCAUUUUGGAUCUUGGCCAGAACUGAUCUGGAAUAACCUGGAAGGGGAAAUAAACUUGGGGAUUGUGGGGGAUCAUAGCCAGGCAAGUCUAUUGUCUACACCUUAAAACACUCCAAACCAAGGAAGGGUGUGAAAGAGACCUUGCUAUGGCUGUGUCCCAAUCUUCCAAAAAGGGUGGACUUGCACAAUCACUGUCAUGGAUUUAAAAGCUAUUGAUUGGUGUAAGCUGGGGGGAGUUUCCACUAUUGUGACAUGUUGGAAUUAUCCUGGAGAGAGA